Messenger RNA from Syzygium oleosum, 1501 nucleotides. RefSeq lists its product as uncharacterized. The coding region runs from base 76 to 1122 and encodes 348 amino acids. The transcript has 2 exons. Lineage: Eukaryota; Viridiplantae; Streptophyta; Magnoliopsida; Myrtales; Myrtaceae. The record is from RefSeq and is a predicted model, not a curated record.
UUCCUCCUCUGGACAACACGAACUCUCUCGGCCUGAACAAUCUCCAUCUAGAGAGAGAAGAGAGUUAGAGAGAGCAUGGGAAGGCUAAGCUACGACCCACAAAUCCAGCACUUCAGCCACCCCCACACCUUGCAACUCUCCAACCUCCAAAGCAACAACCCCCACCACCACCACCACCACCACCGGCGGCGGCAACAACCAACUGUAUGCUCGGCUUGCCACCACCCGCUAUCCUCGGGCGGCCCGUGGAUCUACUCGUGCCCGCCCUGCGGCUUCGCCGUCCACGCGUCCUGCGCCCAGCUGCCCCCUCUCAUCGCCCACCCUUCCCACCCCAAGCACCCCCUCUCCCUCCUCCCAUCCCCCGCCUACCCCAGCGGCUCCUUCAACUGCGACGCGUGCGGCCGCCGCGCCGCCACCAGCUUCAGCUACCACUGCGGGGAGUGCCACUUCGACCUCCACGUCGGUUGCGCGUCUAAGCCCCUCUCCGUCACGCACCGCCUCCACCCCCACGCCCUCGGCCUCGCGUUCUACCCGCCGUACGUAGCGCGCGGGUUCUCGUGCGACGUGUGCCGUGGUGCCGGGGCGUACCAUUGGCUCUACCGGUGCGGCUUGUGCGAGUUCGACGCGCACUUGGACUGUGCCACAGGUGCAGUCGCACAACCAUCAUCGCCACAGCCGCGGUCGCAGCUACAACACUACAAUUCAGUUCCAGCAGCAACCAAUAGCCAUUGGCAUCAAUACCCUAACCAGACCGCGCCUCCCAUCACGGGACCCACGACUCAACCGGGGCCGCCUAACCACAUCAUGCACUGUUAUAGCAUGGGAGCCGUACCCAACUCUCAGCUGCCGCCGCCGCCGCCGCCUGCAGAGGCCAGAGGAAACAACUCUCUGAUGGGUUCAGCGUGGCAGACCUUCAUCAAUAGCGCUGCCGAUCAGGCGGCACAGACCCUUGUGCAGGAGAUGCUAGGCAGCACUAGCGGCGGGAACAGUAGCGGCAACGAUGGCUCCGGCUAUUGUGGCAAUGGUGGAGGAGGGGAUUCCUCGUCUACGUCCAUUUUGGGCGUCGGGUCGUCGAUCUUGAGCGCCGUGUUUGGAGGGUCUUCAGAUUCUCAGGAUCAGUAAAAAGCAAAUCCAACUUUGCGACUUAGCUAAUCAAAUUUGGUCGCGUACCCGAGGGCGCGUGCGUGAUGGAUUCAAUUUGCAGUGUCUUUCAGUCAAUGUCAACGCUUUUGUGUUUUACAGAAGGGUUCGAGAUUAAAGCUCACGUUCUUCUUUCGCCUGAGAUCCGCCAUGGAUGCUAAUGACCAGGUGGUGGGAGCCAGUGAUGUGUGCAUGGAUGAUGGAUUGAAUUAGUUAACGGUUUGAAGUUGUAAUAGCUUGUAACAUGCAAGGAAAUGAGAAGGAUGGAAAGAAAAAGUCGACUCCUUCGGUGAAAGUCUGUUCAUUUCUGUUUACGCAGUGGAUGAUGAUUUACAUUAAAAAAAUCUGGAAUUGCUUUGAA